UUCUUCAGCUACCGAGUUAAUAUCAAGGCGGGGCGUUUUCUCACAGCAGCAUUACGGUUCAGCGGAUCAGUUACAACAAUCUGAUUUAGAUGGCUUAGAUCCGAAUUUUAAACGGUUUCGUAUUGAAAAUGGAGAUUCUUUAGCAGAAAAGGAAGAGGUCUUUGGCUCUCCUAGUACUCCUAUAUUGGAGAAUCCUGAACAUCAAACACGAUGGUAUUUCAAAUACUUUUUGGGUAAAUUGCACCAAAAUUAUGUCGGCGUGGAUGCGGAGAAAAGCCCAUACUUCCUAUCAGUUGUGUCACAGGACUCAGGGCAUCAGGGUGCACCAAUGUACCGGGCUAUAAUGUUUAAGAAACAUGGUACACAAAAAAUUGCACUUCCUUACCAACCACACCAAAAGCUAACCGUUAAGCAGAUAUUAACCCAUUUCACUGGUAUGGAUUCAUCAGUUAAAAAUCCAAAAGAGAUAUUUACAGCCGACAUACAAAAGGAUUUAUUACUACUUGAAGAGCAAGAAGGUUCAGUGAAUUUCAAAUUUGGCGUACUUUAUAUGAAACCAGGCCAAGAGUGCGAUGACGAAAUGUUGAGCAACCGGGAUGCGAGUCAUGACUUUGAAGAUUUCCUGCAAAUAUUGGGCGAACGGAUUCGUUUAAAAGGUUGGGAUCGCUUUCGUGGUGGCUUAGACGUAAAAGGUGAUAUGACGGGGAAAUACUCUGUAUAUACUCUGUAUGAGGGCCAUGAAAUAAUGUUCCACGUGUCAACUUUGCUACCAUAUUCCCGGGAUAAUCGGCAACAGGUGGAACGUAAGCGUCACAUCGGAAAUGACAUUGUCAAUAUUAUUUUCAUUGAUCAGUCUACAGCAUGCGACAUCAAUCCAAGCAAUGAAGAACUGAAAGUGCCAACGUCCCAAACAAAAAGUAACAGUGAGUUUACACUGCCUACUUCGUUCGAUCCCUCAUGGAUUAAGAGUCAAUUUACGCACAUAUUUAUGGUGGUCACGAAAAUUGACAAUGCUUACCAUUUGGCUGUAUUUUGCGAUGAAAAUGUGCCACCUUUCGGACCGACGCUUCCGAAUCCCCCUCAAUUUACGGACAUUGCGAUGUUUCGAGAAUUUUUACUUGUGAAAAUGAUUAACGCUGAAAAAGCAACAUUUCAAACGCCGAUAUUUUCACAAAAGAGAGAGAGAACCUUGGAUAUGCUCAUAAAAGAUUUGUUCGAAGAUUAUGUAGGAGAUACUAAGAUGAAUAUGCUAAACAGGCGGGCCUUUUCUGAGGUUCUCUACGACGUGCCCCGUACAUCGAAAUUGAAGGAGGACGCACGCCAAAUAGAGUUUGUGCGCAUCGGUCAGGCACUGAAACUAGAGGCUAUCGUGCGUGGCAAUGCACCAACUAGCAUCGCUUCAGCUAGUCCUUGUACGAUAUUCCGCAAACCGCCGUGGGAGCCACAUUGUUUCUAUCCUUCAUUUCUCCAUCACACCAUACUGGCGGGAGACUCAUUCGGAAGCAACGAUGAAUGCUUAUUUAUUGCUACAGAUAAUGGCACAUUUUUAAUGAAAGAGGACCAAUCACUACAGGUUAUAUUCAACAAGUCAUUUCAAGUACGCCAACUCAGCGUACUGGAGGAUCAUGGCCUCGUGCUAGUUCGUGGCGGUUCGCCAACUAAUCGCGAUGCUCAUCGUAUACAUGUAUUUCGUUUGCGCGAAUUUCAAACAAAGCAGGGGGAGGGUAGUCUGCGUUGCCGCAAUCGAGCAGAGGUGAAAGAGCGGCGCAUAGAGCGGACACGCGGGUGUCAUUUGAAUACGUGUUCACGUAUUAGCAGCGGACAUUUGCGUCUAGUGGUGGCAAUUAAUCGUAAGUUACAGUUAUUCCAAUGGAAGCACUCGGCUGCCUGGGCAUCUUGGUGUUCCGAGAACGACACAGAGACCGCGGAAGGUUUUAUCUACCAAAGAGAAAUCAUACUGAGUGAGUCGCCAAGUAUAAUUACUCCACUUGAGGGUCCGACUAACACUAAUGCGGGAGGACUCAUUUGUGUGGGCUACAAGUAUCAUUAUGAAAUUGUCUGUGAUCAAACUGGUACAACGAAUAAGCUCUAUGAGUUGGAAUCGGUGAAGGGAAACCAAACCCAACUGACGGCGGCUAUCGAACUCUGUGAUGGAUUGGAGACCGAACUACUGCUGUGCUUCAACCAUACUUGCCACUUCCAGAAGCUGAGCGAUAGGAAUGUUUUAAAAAAUAACUUUGACUUCCACUGGAAUACUUCACCCACAAGUGUUGUAUGCGCCUUCCCUUACAUACUAGGUUUCACAUCGGAUUCAAUGGAAAUUCGCCUCCUGGUGAAUGGAAACCUAGUUCAUACAGUCAUGAUGCCGGAAAUACAGCUUAUUACAUCAAAAAGAGAUAUCUUCUUUGUCACCACUGCACCAGAAUUUAUUACUAAAGACAUGCACAUUAAAGGUUUGCAAAGGAAUGAAUUUCCAGCAGCAGAAAACCACUUGGUUGCCACGCCAAGUGAGACAUCUUCUACCGAAGAACUUUCACAAAACGAAGUGUUUCACUCGACUUCAAGAGAAAUUCCCUCAAAUCACGAGAAGGAUUUAUCUGAUCUACUCGAGGUGCCAAAUACUACCGGGCAACUGCCACACAUUCACCGUGCGCAUUCCUUACAAAAGACACACAAUGUCUACGAGGAUAAACCGGUUAUAGCUAAGAGUAAUUCCUGUGGUGACACCGACAACCGAUUUGGAUGUUUACGAAGUUCUUUAAAUCCUGGCGACCACUUUCAACAUAAUGUCUUACCAAACUCUCGUCUCAAUGCUAGCAGCAAUAAUAGUAGUAGCAACACAACCAGCAGUAGCAGCUGUAAGAGUAACCAACAAUCGCCAGUAAGACGGACUUCCAAGUGUCGGAGUCUCUUUAAUAGCGUAGCAAGCAGCGGUGGUGGAAGUGAAAAUUCCACAAACCCCAUGGAUGGCGGCUCGUAUUCUCCAGAUCGUAUAAAGCCGCUACGUGUCUACCGUAUUCCUCUUGCCAAUCUAACUGGUGCUCACUCCCAUUUACAUUUGCAUGCAUUUGAUGUGACGGCGCCGGAAGGAGCGGCUUUAUCUACCACACAUCCAACGCAUCAACAAAGCGCUGUUUCUACGACAAAGAAGCAAAAGCCCGUGGAUACACAUCUGUCAUUGGCUAUCAAUAGCAACUCUUUUGUGAAUUUAGAAUGACAAAUAGGAAAGAAGGAAGGGAAGGAACUUUGUAGCACCACAACUGAAAGCCGUCAGUGUAAAACUUCAACUAAAAGUUGAUGAGUUUAACUACUAUAAUGACAAUAAAUUUCGAAAGUAAGAUCAAUGAUAUGUCAUUGAUUUCGGAGUCGAUGUGAUGUGUGUACGUGAUUAGCAUAGGCGCUUUGCAGGUUUCAAAAGAAUCCCAUACAACAGAAUGCAAUGUUGCUAACUCGAAUUGAAGAAUACAAGAAAGGCUUAAAGGCUUAGUUUUGCUAUGGAAAUUUUUUUUCAAACCUUAAGUCAAGCAACGACUUUGCAAAUCACACCCACAAUAUAUAUAUAUAUUUUUUAAAGUGCUUUUGUAUAAGCAAGUUGAUUCUAACUGUUUUUUAUUAUAUUCUUUUGUUUUGUUAUAUCGUCUUUAUGUGAAAGGUGUUAAGUUUGGAAUUUAUAUGCACAAUAGAUAUAUGUACAUAUGUAUGUACCAACAUAUAAAGGAUUAUUUUCCACCAAAAGCAAGCCUUAAAGCAGCUUUUCAGUGGAUGUUGCAAAUAUUUAACUAAAAGUUAAUAGAAAUUUGUAAAUCUUUGUAUUUAAAAAUA
Ceratitis capitata (Mediterranean fruit fly) is the source of this 3822-nucleotide messenger RNA. Its product is annotated as GTPase-activating Rap/Ran-GAP domain-like protein 3. Gene Ontology annotation, molecular function: GTPase activator activity. The record is from RefSeq and is a predicted model, not a curated record. Gene Ontology annotation, cellular component: cytoplasm. Lineage: Eukaryota; Metazoa; Arthropoda; Insecta; Diptera; Tephritidae. Gene Ontology annotation, biological process: activation of GTPase activity; regulation of small GTPase mediated signal transduction.